Lactuca virosa is the source of this 1960-nucleotide messenger RNA. Lineage: Eukaryota; Viridiplantae; Streptophyta; Magnoliopsida; Asterales; Asteraceae. The record is from the annotation of a GenBank genome assembly.
GCAGCUCCCGCCACAACUUUCUGCUUCUAAACAACCCUAAAUCGAUACAUUCUUUGGUUGAUUGCAGAAAUUUCACUUUCAUUCUUUCCAUUUCUGUCAAAAAUUUCUGUUUGAACUUCUAAACCACCUCCUCCCAUCGCCGACAACCUCUUCCCACCUUCUCUCAUCGUCGACCUCGCACACCCAGAAGCUUCCGCAGCGACGCCAAGCCACUGAACCGUCGUGACGCACCAGGUGAAGAAGUAUGAAAGAGCUCGUGACUUUUCAAGUUGGGAGUUAUGCUAAUUUUAUCGGUUCUCACUUUUGGAACUUCCAGGAUGAAUUGCUUGGAUUAUUUGAAGACCCUCAAGCUGACUUGGUCUUCAAGAAUCAAAACCUUGAUAUGGAUGUUCUCUAUCGCACUGGAGAGACUCAACAGGGCAUCCCUACAUACACACCUCGCUUAAUUUCAGUCGAUUUUCAAGGAUCUCUUGGAUCCAUGAGUUCACAUGGGACAUUAUACAACCAAAGUUCAUCACUUUCAUCAAGUAUUACUACAUGGAAUGGAAAUGUUUCUACUCAAGCAUCUGAACCCUAUAAAAAGAACUUAUUCUUGCAAAGAUUGUAUGAUGAAGGGAAAGAGAAAGUUGCUAAUGCAAAUGGUGAUUCACAAAUUGAGAUUCAAGAUACAGAUGUAGUUAAUUCACUUGAAGAAAGUGUCGAGUUUUGGACAGAUUAUUCAAAAGUUCAUUAUCAUCCACAAAGUUUAUUCGAGUUAAACGGGUCAUGGGUCAACCCACAAGAAUUUAACAACUAUGGAAUUGGAAAAAAUACUUUAUCUGAAGGUCUACAAGGAGAUGAAAUCAAUGAAAGAUUUCGUUUCUUCAUAGAAGAAUGUGACCAUGUUCAAGGAAUUCAAUUUAUCAUUGAUGAUUCAGGAGGAUUUUCUGGUGUUGGUGCUUCAAUUUUGGAGAAUAUUGCAGAUGAUUACACUAAUGUUCCUGUUGUACUCUAUUCUGUUCGAAGCCCUAGUUCUUUUAUAAACCCUAAAACCCGAAAACAAAACGUUUAUAGUAAUCUUCAUGAUGCUGUGUCAUUUUCAGCACUUUCAUCUUUAUGCAACUUAAUCAUUCCUGUAGGUUUACCAUCUUUAAACGAAAGCAGGUUUUCUCAAUUUCUUAAUCUACAAGACAACAAGUUGUAUCAUUCAAGUGGUGUUUAUGCAUCUGUGAUUCAUUCUGUUUCUCUCCCUUUUCGGAUGAAGAGAAUUGGUCCUAAUGGUGAAUCAUUGAAUGAAUGUGGGGCCAUGGAUUUAUAUGAAGGGAUACAAAUGUUAGCAGGGCAAGGGAGGCAAAAUUCCGUUACUGUCCUUGAUGCUUGCAUUCCAGCACCAUCAUUAGUUGGUAGAGUGUUUAAGCAAUCUUUGCUUGAAAAGUUGCUGCCUUUGACCCCUGAAACUGCACAUGAUGUGGAAGACUUGCAAGCCAUUGAAUCGGUUAUAGUGCAGGGAGUCCUUGGAUCUGAGGAGCAUGAGGCCAUGUUGUCUGAAGUGAAGGAAGCGGUCGAAACCGCAUACGAGAAGGCAACCACAAGGCCAAGAUUCUCUCACUUAUCGGUAUCGCGGUGUCCGAUUCCGAUUCCGUUACCGUUUCCUUCGAUCUUCGGAAAGCGUGUUGGUAGACGUGGGGAGAUAUUAAGUAACCCAGUAUCGGAAUCGGAAUCUAUGUCAAGGAGGGGAUCGAUUGAUGUCCAUUCAAUUCCUAUGGCGGCCCGAUUGCGUUCUAGUACGGCUAUUUUACCGUUUUUGGAGAAUAGAUUGGGAAACAUUCGGAAGUUUGGGCUUGAAAGAGGAUCGAUAGGUGCGGAAGUUCUUAGAAAUUGGGGUUUUGGAAGGGAAGAAGUUGAAGAGAUUGGUGAAAAUCUUUCGAAAUUGGUUGUUACACUUGAUCCUCAUCAGGGUUAUUCUUCUGAUUCUGAUUAA